AUGCAAUAUAAAAUCACUUCAGAAAUCAAUAUGAAAGAACAAAAUACAAAUCCAACCUAAUUUUUAAGUGCAAGAACUAUUAGACCCUCUCUUUUUUUAAAUGAAGCUGACUUCCAUCUUCCAUUAAUAUCUCCAUAGAAAAGAUAAGAUACUGAUUAUUAAUUAAUAAUAUAAUCUCUACCCAAGAGCCAAGCUGUAAGUCCUGUCUUUAGAAAAACUUAAACUGAAUAAGAUGCAGAGGAUAAUUUUUUAUUUGUAAAAAACACUGUCAGAAAACUAAAAAAAUAAAAACUAUUUAUAAAAGAUCCUCAUCAAUCUCAAUAAUUCUAGCCUUAAAUUGAAGUUCAUUAAGAAAAAAUUGUUAAUUAUUCUACACCUAAGAAUAAAUUUUCCACUUUAAAUAGUAUACAAAUAGAAUCUUAAGGAUUGCACUCUCCUUUUGCAAAAUUAGGCGCUCUUGUUGUAAAUUAAGAAUAUCCAACCCAACUGGUAGAUUAUAGAAUUCCAAAAGAAAUUGAUCAACCAAUACAAAAUCAUUAACCACUUCCUGAAUAUACAAACAAAUCAAAUAAUUUACAUUAACCACCACAUCAUAAAAAAGCAGUCUCAUUUCGUAAUUCAAUAUUUGUGAUUGAUAUUAAUAAUGGAUAAGUUAGUAAAGAUUAAUUAUCAGAAAAUGUUAAACCACUUUAGCACAUAUAAAAAUCAGAAAUUAAAGAGGAAGAGCAUGAUGAUAUCAAAAAACAAAUAUUUCGAAGAACCAAAAAUUUUCAUUUGAGUGAUAAGUUAGUAUGA
This is a messenger RNA of Paramecium pentaurelia, 795 nucleotides long. NCBI's taxonomy places the organism in Eukaryota, Ciliophora, Oligohymenophorea, Peniculida, Parameciidae. The record is from the annotation of a GenBank genome assembly.